Messenger RNA from Grosmannia clavigera kw1407, 2253 nucleotides. Its product is annotated as set domain containing protein. Gene Ontology annotation, cellular component: nucleus. The coding region runs from base 1 to 2253 and encodes 750 amino acids. The transcript is spliced from 2 exons. NCBI's taxonomy places the organism in Eukaryota, Fungi, Ascomycota, Sordariomycetes, Ophiostomatales, Ophiostomataceae. Gene Ontology annotation, molecular function: protein binding; histone H4K20 methyltransferase activity. The record is from RefSeq and is a predicted model, not a curated record.
AUGCCUCCUGCGAAAUCGCGGUCGCUGCCGACCAAAAAACAUGCAUUGACACUUGCCCAACUGGCAUCGUACGAUGACAUCUUAACCGACGCGCUCGUCGACCAUGCUUACUACUGGACAUCAAUUCCAAAAAACCGUCCCUCCUAUCUCCCUUCUCGCGGAGUGAAGGAGGAUGAGAUUACAAAGAUCAUACAGACACAUCUUGCCGUUAACCCGGACAUCCAAAUUGCAGAAGAGAAGCUUCUGGCUACAACUGGACUGGCCAAGUUUUACCGGGCCUUGAAAACGGACAGAGAAAAACAGGACUUUCGAUGCCAUAUGCGCAGGUAUAUGCAAAUUUACUUGCCCGACUGCCCCUACGAAGUAGCAUCAACAAACCGGUAUACCAUUUUCCAGCAGGAGGCCAGUAUAUCCGCCCGCCGGUUCAUCAAAUCGCACGAAACCAUCAAAUACCUAUCGGGUAUUCAGGUUGUUAUCACGCCAGAGGAGGAGGCCCAGCUUUCCGAACGCAAGAAAGAUUUCAGCAUCGUCAUUAGCUCCCGAAAGAAGGAGGUGAACCUAUUCAUGGGCCCAGCUCGUUUUGCGAAUCACGAUUGCGAUGCGAAUGCGCGGCUUGUAACAACUGGUCAGUCUGGCAUCGAGAUCAUCGCGACCAAGCCAAUUGGUGUCGGCGAUGAGAUAACGGUCACCUACGGAGAGAACUAUUUUGGUGAGGACAACUGCGAAUGCCUGUGCAAGACAUGCGAGGGCAGGCUGGUCAACGGCUGGGCACCGGGCGAGGGCACUGCACCUGUCAAGCGAAGCAUCGAAGUUGGUGCUUCCACACCAACUCGUGGCUACUCCUUCCGGAGGAGAGAUGAAAACCCCGCUAACCGCGGCCGUUCCGAAACGCCUUCUCUUACCCCCAUUGCGCGACCGAAAGUUCGCAGGACAAAGCUUCGGAUUUCAGAGCGUGCAGCAGAGUCGACACCUGCAUCCGACAGCGAGCAUACCGGUAAAGAGGCUGCUGUCGCCAGCCGUCGCCGUGGACACAAGAGGGACGCAAACAGCUUGGCCACACCCCCUAUCACCCCAGCCAAGCGGCAAAAUAUUGCUCGGACAGAUGCCGGAAUGGCCUGUCCAGCUGCACUCAGUACGAGUUCAAGGGAAGGAUCGACUACCGACAACAACGACGAUGGCUCCGGUGCUAAAUAUCUUCCGACACGUUCUGCUCCGACACGUUCUGCGGAUUUCGGUUCUAUUGCGCAGAGCAUUGAAGUCGCCCAAGACGGUGUAAAUAGCCUUUGUGCACAUGACCGCAUCCCAACGUCUGACCCACCAGCGCAGCUGCUGGGUUGUAGGUCCAAAGCAUGUGUUCCAAUAUCAGCCAGGGUUUUGUCUCCCUCGGUUGCCGGAACCGAUGAAGUUGCGAUUGUCGAGGAGGAUGACGCUAUGCUUCAGACAAUCGUGGUGGCAUCGAUAAACACCCUUUCCCUUCCCCCGCCAGAAUCGACUGUGGACAGUAGCGAGGAUGAUCGCCUAUCAGCCAGUGCUCCAGACGAGACAACUGCGGACAGCGUUUCAAGUCCUUCAACUGUUAACGAAGAAGAAAGUACGGGAUACGACAAAGAAGCCGCCUCGGCCUCGGUGGAUGCAGAGGACGAGGCCGGUGCACUAACCCAGCCAAGCCGCCGUGUACCUGGAGAUUACACUUUGACUCCACUCCUAUUAUCGGAACCAGAGACUGCGUGGGUGUUCUGCACAGUCUGCUCAAAAGCCUUUGUACAACGGGAUGCAUAUUACACACGUAUGUCCUGCCCAAGAUGUGAACGUCACUCUAAACUUUACGGAUACUUGUGGCCAAAGACAGAGCCAGAGGGGAAGUGGGAUAAAGAGGAACGCAUCCUGGACCACCGAUUGGUACACCGCUUUCUCGACGCGAACGAUGAAGCCAAGGCUCGCGGGAGGAAACGGCCGAUUUGGCAAGCGGAGCCUGCAGAAGACGCGGAACCCAGCCGCAGAAAGCGGUCAUCUAGCACACAGGCAGAAGGCCUUGGAUCGGGAAUCUGGCGGAAGUUGAAGUACAUGAUGCCCAAGGAGGAAACUCCAAGCAGAGUGUCCAAACGAGGGACCGGGGCCGGAUCGGCGAGAGGAUUGAAGAUGGUCCAGUCUGUCGGAGUGGCUACAAAGAAAGCAGACGCUAGUGAUGCUGUUGAUGGAAUGCGCUGUAGUCGGCGUUUUCGCAAGGCCGGCAGUACAGUGUCAGACAUGUGA